UUCCAAAACAAAUUUAGAUCAAGAUGGUGUAGGAUAAAAUAGACCGAUUAAAAAUAAACAUGCGCGGAAAGAAACAAAUUUUCUGGAAAUAUGUUUGUCCAAUAAUUUUGAUAGUUAUAUUGGUGCUCUUCAUAAAAUGGUGUCUAAAUAAACUGAAAUGCUUUCUUCGUAACAAUAGUCAGGGAGAUGUGACGCAAAUGUUAAAUAUUCCGCAGCACAAUUCCCUGUUAAAGUUUCAGUGGGAACUGACACAAGUUCGUGAUGUAAUCAAAAAGAUGUGCGCUGACAACGAGUUGUUGAAGAAAAACGUACAGUUCCAGUUCUGUUCAUUCUCCAAACAAUUCGCGGAUGAUAUGCUCUGCAGAAAAGCUUCUGUAUUGGACAAGACUUUCUCUUUCAUGACCUCAAGACAGGUUUCAGCUGAUGAAAAAUUUGAGCAAAUCUACAGCACAACAGAAAGAUUAAAGAGCGAAUUUUUGAAUUUCAAAGAUAAAUUUUUAAUUCUUCUCGAUUCCCUGAAAAGGGAUGAGGAACCAACAACGGAAUUCUCAUCCAGUUCUGUGAAAGACCUUCACAAACUGAAGAAAAUAUCAUGGAUAUGGAUAACCAAACCGAAGACCUGUUAUUUCAGGAUGGGAAUUUCUUAGAAUUUCUUAUUUCAAUUAAAGACGUCUUCAUUAAACUCAACUGUGAAAGGAGAAAGAAAGGAAAUAAAAUGCUGAAGAGUAUCUUAACUUGUAUUGAGCAAAAUCGUGAUGUCAUAAGAAAGGACGUAGCGAGAUUGUUGGAGGCUUUUCAGUACCACUUAACAGAAGGUGAAAGCCGAUUUUCCAUGUUGUUUCAAGCACAAGAGGUCGAAAAAAGUUUGCAAGAGACACUUAGACGCCUCGACCAACAACAGCUAGAGAUAGAAGCCAUCCACAACGCUCUAAAAUCCUUCAGCCAAAAGUUCGAUUACAUCAGUCAGAAAUCCAGCCUGGAGCAGGACUGGACAAAGUACGAUAAAGCUGCUAAACGUCUCAAAGAUGCUCAAAUAAAUCUGAUGAAUAUAACAAGUAAGAUGAAUAUUGUUACGAAAGUCCCUGUUGAAGAAAUUGCGAAGUUAGAAAGAAUUUUGGAAAAGUUCAGUCAUGUUGUGAAAGAUGGGAAGUUUACUUCUGACAUGCAUUCGAUAACACAGAAUGAACUAUCUACUCUUCCUCUAAAUCAGCUUUUUACGGAACUGAAUGAAAAACUGGAUCAUUUAUCUGUAAUGUUUUCUUCUCGAAACAGAGAAGAGUACUGGAUGCUGAAAUCAUCGGUAAAUCUGGACAUAGUGUUCGAUCUGGUUAACAGCGUAGCUGAUGCAUGCACUCAUCUAAUAAGUCAACUUUCAGACAGCGAAACUGCUUAUAAAAAUUGCUUGAUUGAUACAGAUUGUGAUGCACAAGGAAAUCAUGAAGAACAAAACUCUCCACAACUAGGAAAGGAACAACGGAACAUAAAUGAUACCGUUAAAUCAGUUGUAAAACGUGAGGAAAAGACAGGAAAUAUCCAAGAAUCUAAAGAGGAAAAUGUUCGGCAAGGAGAUAAUUUUCUUGAAAAUGCUACAAAAUUAUUUUAUUUUAUGAGAAAUCAGAAUAGACAAUCCCAAAAGGAAUCACCGAAUUCGCUUGCAGAGACAGAAUCCACAACAUCUAUAAGACUUUCAAAUGAAAAUCCCCAGGGAAAAGAAUGCGAAGAAUGGGAAACAAUUGCAUCAGAAACUUCACUUGGUGGCAUAUCUACAAGAAGAAACGUUCCGUCUCCAACUGAAACGGCCAUCAUCUACCCUCAAGAAAACGAAACUGAGGACUGGGAGACUAUUGCAUCACAAACGACUCUAAGCAGCAAGUGCACCAGACAAACUAGACUAGAUAUUAAUAAAUCCUAUCGCCAGUACCGCUCCAUAUUUUUUAAUCCAGUAUUAAAAUAUUGAAUUACAAAAUAUGUAAACUACUUUGUGCGUAUACUAAGUAAUAAAAUUUUUAUUCUUUGAA
Stegodyphus dumicola is the source of this 2018-nucleotide messenger RNA. RefSeq lists its product as uncharacterized. NCBI's taxonomy places the organism in Eukaryota, Metazoa, Arthropoda, Arachnida, Araneae, Eresidae. The record is from RefSeq and is a predicted model, not a curated record.